This is a messenger RNA of Xyrauchen texanus (razorback sucker), 986 nucleotides long. Its product is annotated as dynein axonemal light chain 4-like. Gene Ontology annotation, biological process: microtubule-based process. Gene Ontology annotation, molecular function: dynein intermediate chain binding; dynein light intermediate chain binding. Gene Ontology annotation, cellular component: dynein complex. The record is from RefSeq and is a predicted model, not a curated record. Bases 121 to 441 code for a protein of 106 amino acids. Lineage: Eukaryota; Metazoa; Chordata; Actinopteri; Cypriniformes; Catostomidae. The transcript is spliced from 4 exons.
UGUGCACACAGCUAUCACGUAGGAGUGGCUAGCAUCGGUUGCCAUGGUCGACAUGUCUCCUUAGCGACGUCGGUUUAAGUCCAUCGAACUUCAGAGUUCUUUCAUUACGAGCAGAUUAUCAUGGCAGAGACCGCUAACAACAAGAAAGAUGAGGCAGACUUCAAGAGACUGCACAGCUUCCCUCUCAUACGGCAUACAGACAUGUCUGAAGAGAUGAGAGUAGAGACCAUGGAGCUCUGUGUUACUGCCUGUGAGAAGUUUGCCUCUAACAAUGAGAGUGCUGCUAAAAUGAUAAAGGAGUUGAUGGAUAAGAGGUUUGGAAGCUCUUGGCAUGUUGUGAUCGGAGAGGGCUUUGGUUUCGAGGUUACCCACGAAGUGAAGAACCUGCUUUACAUGUUCUUCGGAGGAAGUUUAGCGGUCUGCGUGUGGAAGUGUUCAUAGCCCACAGCUACCCACAAAUACACAAAGACCGUCUGGCACGCACACAUACUGUUACAGAGCAAAAACAACUUGCAAAUUCAAAUCUCAUGGUUGCCAUGUGCUUUCUGGCAUCAUAUCCAUUCAUAAUGGUGCUGCACAUUUGUUUGUCUGUAAAUUCAAUGCUGAACGGGGUUUAUCAUUUCUUACAGUUUAUUUUGAAAGUGGCAUUUCAUGUUUUCCUCUCCCUUUAACAGUUCUCUCAAAGCUGCCGUGCCAUCUGUGUAAUUUAUUGUCCUUCUUUCUCCAUCUGCCUAUUUCUCACCACAUCUCUGUCUUUAUCUGUCCUUUCUUUCCCUAUCUCCUCUUUGAAUAAUUUGUUUUCUGAUUGAUAAUGUAUUUUUAUAAGACAAAUUGCUAUUUUUUAAUUAAAAUGUGAAUACAUGCAAUCUGUUUUUUAAACCUUCAGAUAUUUAUAGACUGUGGUUGUACAUUUUAUACAGCUGUAAUGUUAUUUGUAUUUGAUUGAAAUUACUAUUACGACAUUGUCUUGUGUAAUAAAACCCUGU